CUCACAAAUAUUAUAUAUAGAUGGAAACUGGUUUUGCAUGUCAUUCACAAACAGAUUGAAGGCAAUUAAGUUGAUGUUAGUGGUGAGUUCGGUUGCUCAUACUUUAGAAAAAGCUUCUUACAACUUUCUUAACCUAAACCUAGUUUGUCACUCUCACACUCGUGUCUUUUCAUUCAUCUGUCACCAUCCCUCCUUUAAUUUGUCAAAAAGAUGGUGGCGUUUCGCCCUUCCCUUUUGGUAUUUUAUUUCAUCAGUUGCAUCGGAGUUAUGAAUGCUAGAUCUCACCACCACCAUAAGAGGCAUAUGCAUAGGCAUUCCCACCAAAUUUCCAUUCCUCCAGCGGCGGCGCCGCCCUCCUCAGACGAGAACAACAGCGGAGUGUACGACGUUAGAAUGUUUGGCGGCGUUGGCGAUGGCGUGACAGAUGAUACCGAAGCAUUCAAAGCUGCAUGGGAAAAUGCAUGCCAAACAGAGUCCGGCGUCUUACUCGUUCCCAACGGCUAUACUUUUAUGAUUCAAUCUACUAUUUUCAGCGGCCCUUGUGAAAACGGCUUGGUCUUUCAGGUUGAGGGGACUAUAACGCCCCCGGAUGGACCGGAGUGGUGGCCGAAGAAUUACAGUCGGCGGCAGUGGCUGGUUUUCUAUCGAAUCAACGAGAUAUCACUGCGAGGAGGAGGCCUAAUUGAUGGCAGGGGCCACCCCUGGUGGAAUUUGCCCUGCAAACCUCAUAAGGUGGCAAACGGUAGCAUAGUUCGGGAACCAUGUGACAGUCCAAUUGCCAUAAGAUUCUUCAUGAGCAACAACGUGAGAGUGGAAGGAAUCAAGAUGAAAGAUAGCCCACAAUUCCAUUUCAGAUUCGAUAGCUGCCAAAAUGUUCACAUAGAAUCAAUUUACAUAAGUGCUCCACCUCUAAGCCCCAACACUGAUGGGAUUCACAUAGAGAACACCAACAACGUUGAGAUAUACAAUUCUGUUAUUUCCAACGGUGAUGACUGUGUCUCAAUAGGAUCGGGAUGCUACGACGUGGACAUUAGGAAUCUAACUUGCGGGCCCAGCCAUGGCAUCAGCAUAGGGAGUCUGGGCAACCACAACUCGCGCGCGUGCGCGUCCAACAUAACGGUGAGGGAUUCGGUGAUCAAGAACUCCGACAACGGCGUGAGGAUAAAGACGUGGCAGGGCGGGUCGGGGGCGGUGUCGGGCGUCUUGUUCGACAACAUCCACAUGGACAACGUGAGGAACCCAAUCAUCAUCGACCAGUUCUACUGCCUCACCAAGGACUGCUCCAAUCGCACUUCCGCCGUCUACGUCUCCGACAUACACUACUCCGACAUCAAGGGAACCUACGACGUCCGCAGCCCUCCCAUGCACCUCGCCUGCAGCGACGCAAUCCCCUGCACCAACAUCACCUUUGCUGACGUCGAGCUUCUUCCCUCCACGGGGGAUCUCGUGCUCGACCCCUUCUGCUGGAAUGCUUAUGGACACCUCCACACUUUGACUAUUCCGCCGGUUUCUUGUCUGCUCCAAGGGAUUCCUCGUUCUUUCUUGGAAAACGAUCUUGGCAAUUGUUAGCCACUCUUUUGCCCUACUUCCUUUAAUUCUGUACAUAAUCUGCAAUUUCAUUUGUUGGGGCCGUGUAUGGGUGAGCAUUCGGGCGGUUCGGUUUCAACCCGAACCCCCAAACUGCCCUACAAAAUUCAAACCAAA
Molecule: messenger RNA, 1704 nt
Organism: Salvia miltiorrhiza (redroot sage)
Lineage: Eukaryota; Viridiplantae; Streptophyta; Magnoliopsida; Lamiales; Lamiaceae
Product: polygalacturonase At1g48100-like
Exons: 5
Coding region: 211-1569 (452 amino acids)
Biological process (GO): carbohydrate metabolic process
Molecular function (GO): polygalacturonase activity
Source: RefSeq, a predicted model, not a curated record